AAACAUGAGAGUUCUUAUUGUGUUCCUGGAGGAAUUGGCCUGAUGACGUCUUUUCUGAUACCGGAUCAUUACGUGACUUAACACUUUGGAAGAAAAAAAAAAAAAGGGAAGCUCUUUGAUUCAUGGAUAAAAAUCCGAGCUGCACACAAUCCCAAACAAUAGCUGGCAUGGAAAGGUAAUAGGCAGACAAGCCCUGAUAAAGCCAGAUCUUCCUAAAGGAGUCCUCUGCCUGCUGCAUGUGUGCAGGUAUAUAUUCAUAUAUAUUUAUAGACACGCACACAUAGCUGCAUCCAUAUAUACAGAUACACACGCAAGCAGACAAGAACGAGGGCUGUCCAACUUGAAUAAGCAGCAGCCUCAGCCUGUGCAGCAGCAGGAGAAGAAAGCAGCUAGAGGACCGCCUCAGGAGAAGUAUCUCAGAGAGGAUCUCAUUGUCAGCAUCUCUGCCCAAGACUCAAUACUACAGGCUGUUCCAGCUCUCACUGCCUCCUUAGCUGCUUUGCUUCUCAAUCUCUAAUCCUUUUAUUCACUUCUUUUACCUGUAUACAGUAGCAAGGGAGCUUAGAUCUAUACCAUCCACCACCCCUCUUUGUGCCAUCCGUCUGCCCCCUUUCCUCUGCCCCCUUUCCUCUGCCCAGUCGGAAUCCACUUUGCUUUUUUUUUUUCUUCUGCUGGAUUUGUGGCUUACAUCAAACUUUUAAUCAACACCACAGCAACCUGCCAACUGUGAGACAGAACGAUGCAGCUGGCCACUUUCUAACAGACACGUGCACAAACUUACCGGCCACUUGGCUCAAUUCGAAACCAGGCAGCUCUCUGUAUAGAAGGACUUGCUCUUUUAUAUGAAAGACAAUGUUUAGGAAAGUGCUGCUCGUCUGGCUUCUGCUCUAUGGCAUCACGCGCUGCAGCGUCCACUCUUCACCUGCUGCGCUCAAGUAUCCAGCACUUAGGCUAGAAGAUGAAGUAUAUGAUGAAGACGGCAACACUCUCCCAGACUUUGCGUUUGAGAACGACCCCAUGGGUAUGGGGAACCCCUCCUCGGUCCUAGACGAUAUGUUCUCAUUUUAUUACCCGCCGGAAAAGAGACAUGCUGAUGAACUAUUAAACAAAGUCUAUAGGAAUGUGCUGGGGCAUUUGUCUGCAAGAAAAUACCUACAUACUCUGAUGGCCCAACGCUUAGGAACAAUCAGUAGCAGCUUAGAAGACGAGUCGGAACCCUUAUCCAAACGGCACUCAGAUGGAAUCUUCACCGACAGCUACAGUCGCUACAGAAAACAAAUGGCUGUUAAGAAAUACUUGGCAGCGGUGCUGGGGAAAAGGUAUAAACAGAGAAUUAAAAACAAAGGACGGCGUGUAGCCUAUUUGUAGCGAUGAGUCUCCAGCAGCCACCUCGUGUGUACAGCCCCAUCCACCCAGUCAUCCCCCAACUGACUGAACAAUCAUCGCUCUUGUGUUACCUACAAACAUGUAUUUAUGUAUGAAGUAAAGCCAUUAAAUGAAUAUUUUAAUAAUAA
Molecule: messenger RNA, 1514 nt
Organism: Xenopus laevis (African clawed frog)
Lineage: Eukaryota; Metazoa; Chordata; Amphibia; Anura; Pipidae
Gene: adcyap1.S
Product: adenylate cyclase activating polypeptide 1 (pituitary) S homeolog
Exons: 5
Coding region: 853-1368 (171 amino acids)
Biological process (GO): regulation of protein localization; neuron projection development; adenylate cyclase-activating G protein-coupled receptor signaling pathway
Cellular component (GO): extracellular region; neuron projection; perikaryon
Molecular function (GO): peptide hormone receptor binding; hormone activity; neuropeptide hormone activity
Source: RefSeq, a predicted model, not a curated record